Molecule: messenger RNA, 2231 nt
Organism: Vespa velutina
Lineage: Eukaryota; Metazoa; Arthropoda; Insecta; Hymenoptera; Vespidae
Gene: TH1
Product: negative elongation factor D
Exons: 12
Coding region: 126-1871 (581 amino acids)
Biological process (GO): negative regulation of transcription elongation by RNA polymerase II
Cellular component (GO): NELF complex; nucleus
Molecular function (GO): RNA binding
Source: RefSeq, a predicted model, not a curated record
UGAACCAAUAGAAUUCAUACAUGUAUAAAUCAUAUAAGUGUAUGUGUUAAGUGCUUCAAGCAGAGAAUAGCGGACUACAAAUUGUUUACAUGUAGUAGAAACAUUAAAUAAAUAUAAUAACAAAAAUGGAAUCUGAUUAUGAUGAAGACCGUAGUGGUUGGGGCGAUGAAAUGGGGCGAAACACUGAUGAAUGUGGAGGAGAAGAUACAUUUGAUAAUCCACAAGAAGUUUUAAAUGAAUGUUUAGAUAAAUUUAAAACAGCUGAUUACAUAAUGGAACCUGGGAUUUUUACACAAUUAAAAAGGUAUUUUCAAGCAGGUGGCAAUCCAGAACAAGUUAUAGAAUUAUUAUCCAAAAAUUAUACUGCUUGUGCACAAAUGGCAAAUCUCCUUGCUGAAUGGCUUAUUCUUGCAGGAGUAAAAGUUACAGAUGUACAGGCAAUGGUAGAAAAUAAUUUAAAAGACAUGAUCUUGAAAACAUUUGAUCCAAAAAAAGCUGAUAAAAUUUUCACUGAAGAAGGAGAAACACCUGCUUGGUUAACUGAGAUGAUUCAACAUCCCACUUGGAGAUCUCUUAUUUACAGACUUGCUGAAGAAUAUCCUGAUUGUUUAAUGCUAAAUUUUACCAUAAAGCUCAUAUCUGAUGCUGGUUUUCAAGGAGAAAUUACAAGUAUCUCUACAGCUGCACAGCAGAUAGAAGUAUUUUCUCGUGUUUUAAAAACAGCAAUUGCUGGGUUUUUACAAAACACAGAGAACUGGCAGUCUAGUAUUCAGGAAUGUGCUAAAAUGGUAUGCCAUGGUCAACAUACUUACGUUUACAGUCAAGUAUUAUUGCAAAUUCUUGCACAAGAAUCCAGAGGUGGAUUUAUGAUGAAAAGACUUUCUCAAGAAAUUACAAAAUGUGCUCAACAGAACCGGCAUGAUGUUACUCCUAUCACAAUGGCUCUCAAUGGAGCAGCAAGUAGCCCUGCAGCAUGUCAAGCAUUGGCAUCUAUGUUAUCACGAAAUACUUUGAAUCCUGCAGAUAUUACUGUAUUAUUUCGUAAUUAUUCUGCAGCAGAACCUCCAUCAAUUGAAUUACUUCGUAAUCCUCAAUUUUUGGAAUUAUUAGUGGAUGCACUAUUUAAACCUGGAGUAAAAGUAAAUCCUGAACAUAAAUCAAAAUACAUAUAUUUAUUAGCUUAUGCUGCAAGCGUAUGUGAAAUUUCAGCUAAAAAGGGUAAUACCCGUAAAGUCAAUAAAGAUGAACUAAAGACCACUAUUCAAGCAAUUGAAAAAGUACAUAAUAUAUGUAACAUUAAUAAAGGUUCUACUGAACUUAUAGCAGAACUACAAACUCUUUAUCAAUGCAUACGCUUUCCUGUUGUAAGUGUUGGAGUGAUCAGAUGGGUCGAAUGUACUGUUACAGAACCAUCAUAUUUUAAACUAUGUACCGAACACUGUCCUGUUCAUCUUGCCUUGCUUGAUGAAGUUGUUGUUUGUCAUUCUUUAUUACAUCCAAAAGUAUUGCAACUUCUGGUACAAUUAUUUGAAAGCAAGCAAGAUGAACUUGAAAUAUUGGUACAGUUGGAAAUGAAAAAAAUGUUAAUAGACAGGAUGGUUAAUUUACUGAGCCGUGAUUGUGUAGUUCCAGUAGUGUGUUAUAUAAAGCAAUGUUGGCAGCGUGGUGACACAGAUGUCUCCUUGAUCCGAUAUUUUGUUACCGAAGUACUGGAAGCAAUUGCACCUCCUUAUACAGCUGAGUUCGUGCAGUUAUUUUUGCCAAUGGUGGAGGACGAAGAGAUUACAGGUACUAUGCGUGGAGAUAAUGACAAUGAUCUUGUUUCUGAAUUCAUAGUACACUGCAAAGCACAUUGCCCUGUCGUAAGAUGACGCUUAAAAAAUUAACAGCAUAAAUUAAGAUAUAGAUAGCCAUGACAAAGUGGAAGAUGAUUUUAUUUCAUACAUGAACUAGGAUCAUCAUACAUAAAUUAUUUCUAUAAAUGUAAAUAUUGGAUGAAUUUUCCUACCCAGCUGUGAUACAGAGAUUUACUGUUUUUCUGUAACAAAAAUUUAUUUGUUAUUGAUAUAAAAUCUUCAAAAAUUGUUAGUAAAUAAGAAACUUCAAAAAGGUUACAUUGAAGUAUGACACAUUUGAUUGUUAUGCACAGCACAUUCAUAUAAAAAAAAAUAUAUAUAUAUUAUAUAUAAUAAAGAAAUACUAUCAUAUAUAUACAAUGUUAAAAUUACACA